CUCAAGAAAAAAAAUACAAACGUAUUCAAUAAAAAAUGCAGAAAGCGACUUUGAUAAUUAUCGGUUUUAUACUUUUCUCAACAUGUACGCAAAUUCUUGCACAAUCUUGCAACAACGACUCUGAUUGCACUAAUCUAAACUGUGCAACAAAGAACCACAUCAAGUGUGAGCAGAACAAGUGUCAAUGCAUUAAUGAAAGAUACCUCCGCGUGAUAUCCGUUAAGCCAAGGUGUAAUGUCCAAUCGUGCAUUGACUUGUGCAAAUCAAAAGGCGAAGUUAUAUAUGUUUGUAUCACAUACCGUUGUUAUUGUCGCAAACCUCCAAUGUGAUAAUAACACAAGCUAAUUAGCAACAAUUGUAGUAUCUUAAAGUUCUUCAACUGCGGCAAGUUUCAACAUGUACUCUUUUAUUUAUAUUCG
Molecule: messenger RNA, 419 nt
Organism: Camelina sativa (false flax)
Lineage: Eukaryota; Viridiplantae; Streptophyta; Magnoliopsida; Brassicales; Brassicaceae
Product: defensin-like protein 306
Source: RefSeq, a predicted model, not a curated record